AUGCCGUGGGAGUAUGCUUCCUACAACUCUUACCCUUCGUUCCCAAACACCGCGUUCCAAAAUGGCACAUUUCCGGGCUACUACUACAUGAAGGCCAGCUCGACGCCGGCGAACACGGUGUACCAAGAACCGUGCGGCUACGGCAACUUCGCCACAAGUUCAUCCUACAUGGGGUACAACUACGAGUACAACAACCCCAUGUACGGCGUUCCAUUGCCGCCGGAAGGGGGUCGGCCGGUGGAGGAUCGUGGCAGGGAACCGGAGCCUCCGGCGCCACCGCCGCCAAUGCCAAUGCAGGAGACGUCACCGUGGGACUUCUUUAACCCGUUCGAUUCAUAUGAGCAGGAGCUUCCUCAGUAUAAGGCGAAAGGGUACGAUUCCCAUGGCUCGUUCACGAGCAGCCCCAACUCGAGUGAGGUGAGGGCAAGGGAGGGCAUCCCGGAGCUCGAGGAGGAGACGGAGAUGGAGUCGAUGAGGGAGUCUGUGAAGGCGAGGAAGGCGGUAGAGAGCACAGCGUCCAACCGGGUUAACAAUGUGGAUGUCAGUGCCAAGGUGAAGGUGUCCAUGGAGCACAAGGAGAUUGAGAUUGAGAGUGUGGAUAGUGUUUCGGUACUUGAGUCAGGGGAGGAGAGUGUGUGCAGUUGUGAUUGUGACCAUGCCAAUGCUAGAACAGGAGGGCUGGUGCCACCUGGUGAUGAUCAAGGGAAGGUGAAGAGGGUGAGCUCGGAGGAUCACUCAUCCAUAGUAGUCGGUGAGGAUGUACGGCCACCGGAGAACAUUGGGACAAGAGAUGUUGCUGAGGUUGUUCAGGAGAUAAAGGAACAGUUCAACUCAGUGGCUGCCUGUGGAGAGGAUGUCGCAAGGAUCCUUGAGGUGGGGAGGAUGCGGUAUAGAUCAAGGAAUAAAGUCUUAAGAUUGAUAUUUUCAAGGAUGAUGGGGACUUUUGCCUUGCUGUUUUCUUCCUUAUCAGAGACACCAGUGAAGAACUUGGAACAAUCAGCAAUGAAUUCAUCCAAAAGAAGUCAAGAUUCGAGUAAAAGAUUCGACUUCUCCAGCGAUGUUGAACUUAACACUCUUUCUGCAACAAUGGAUAGGUUGUACGUGUGGGAGAAAAGACUUCAUAAGGAAAUUAUGGAGGAAGAGAGAUUGAGGAUUACAUAUGACAAAGAAUGGAGGCGCUUGAAAGAAUUAGAUGCUACUGGUGCAGAGCCAUAUAAGAUUGAUACAUCACGGGCCUCAAUUAGGACACUGCUCACCAGAAUAAACAUUUCCAUUAGAUCAGCUAAAGUUAUUUCUAGGAGGAUUCACAUACUACGAGAUGAUGAGUUACAUCCACACCUUGUCACACUUAUCCAAGGGCUUGUUAGGAUGUGGAAGUUUAUUCUUGAGUGCCAUCGGAAGCAAUUCCAUACCAUACUUGAAACUAAAUCUCAUAUCCUCAUCCCUAAGAAUGGACCCGAAAGAAGCUCCCCCAAGGUUACAUUAGAACUAGAAAUGGAGCUUUUGAACUGGUGUUCCUGUUUCAGGAAUUGGAUCCUAUCCCAAAAGGCUUAUAUCGAAACCCUCAAUGGCUGGCUUGUGAAAUGGCUCCCUCAGGAAAAGGAAGAAACCCCAGAUGGCAUCGCACCAUUCUCUCCUGGUAGGCUUGGAGCACCUGCUGUGUUCAUCACAGCUAAUGAUUGGUGCCAAGCCAUGAAAAGGAUACCAGAAGGUAGCGUCAUAGAUACGAUGGAGGCUUUUGCAGUUAAUGUGCAUGUAUUAUGGGAACGGCAGGACGAAGAGCUGCAGCAGAAGUUAAAAGCCGACUAUCUGUCUAGAGAUUUCGCAAAGCGGCUGAAAUCUCUUCAGAAGGAACAUGGCUUGCAAGGACAAUUUGAAGCGGAUAAGACAGUGUUGCCCAUUGCCGACAAUGGUAGGGCAGUUGAUAACCGCAUGGUUGCAUUGGAUACAUUGCAUAAAAGGUUGGAUGAGCAAAGAGCUAGACAUGAGGAAACUAUGAAACAAAUCCGACAGGCAAGUGCAGCCGAUCUGAAAUCAGGCCUUGCUCCAAUAUUUGAAGCACUGGAAUCUUUCACUCAGGAAACACUGAGAGGUUAUGAAAAUGUCAGGAUUACAGUUGGAAGUGGUUAAGCUUGAUUCAAAUUUUCUGUUGGCAGCUCCUGAUACCUAAAGCCCACAAUUAUCGCUGGAGCAGUAGGUAAUGGUUAAUUCAUCCAACGAGAUAUUGACAAUCAGAAACUGUCUUCAAUUUUCCAGGCAUGCACAAGCACAACACCACUGUACUUGGGGUAAUGUUGAAUCCAUCCAAUGUACAAGAAAGGACGGCGCGUUAUGUCCUGCAUGAUUGACGACGUUGCGCCCGGAUGCUUUGAGACGAUUCUGAUUUCCGAGGUAGGAAAUUCAGGUGGAGCUUCCCUCAGUUCUUACUAGUCUGUAGCUGGAGCUACUCACAGAGAGCUGCUAAGGAGCCUAGAACUCAAUUGAGUCGGAGAGCCCUCAAAGGAGGGGAAGGCAAUUUUGUAGCCACUCUCAGCUUGUGUACAUAUUAGCCAAGUUAGUGAAUUCGCAGGCUAGCUCGUUGUUUAUGUAGAAUUGUAUCUGUACAUUGUAAAAGCUGUAUUUAUGCUCCAUUGUUAGAUGAUGUUAGUCUUCUGAAGAGCAUACAGGUUACUAACGAGCUAAAUGCGACGGUAUCUGAAGCUGGUGAAUAUCGCUGUCAUUAACU
Molecule: messenger RNA, 2725 nt
Organism: Panicum hallii
Lineage: Eukaryota; Viridiplantae; Streptophyta; Magnoliopsida; Poales; Poaceae
Product: nitrate regulatory gene2 protein
Exons: 4
Coding region: 1-2130 (709 amino acids)
Source: RefSeq, a predicted model, not a curated record